AUGUUACAUUGUCUCCAUUGGGCAUGGGAAAAUUGCCCUACAACAUAUCAUGGGCAAUUUACCCGAGGUGAUCAUGGUCACCCAACAAUCAUACUUGAAGCAGUUGCAUCACAAGAUAUGUGGAUUUGGCAUGCUUUUUUUGGUUAUCCUGUUUUGGUUAACGACAUCAACGUUCUUAAUCGUUCACCAAUAUUUAACAACAUAUACGAUGGAUUCGCACCAGAUUCUUCUUUUCAAGUGCGUGGAACGCCAUAUAAGUAUGGUUAUUAUCUGGUCGAUGGAAUCUAUCAUGAGUAUGAUGUGUUUGUUAAAUCGUUUACAACUCCACAUGGUUCUAGACGAAAGAAAUUUAAGAGAACUCAAGAAAGAGCUAGGAAGGAUGUUGAGCGUGCUUUUGGAGCUCUGAAGAAACGAUGGUUCAUAUUGAAAAAACCACAAGCUUAUUUAGGCGAGGAAAAACUUCAAGAAAUCAUGUAUACAUGUCUUAUAUUGCAUAACAUGAUUAUUGAAGACGAAGGAAGAGCGAUAUUUGCGUUUGACGAGGAAGAAACCAUAUCAGAGACAUAA
Messenger RNA from Lactuca sativa (garden lettuce), 567 nucleotides. RefSeq lists its product as uncharacterized. NCBI's taxonomy places the organism in Eukaryota, Viridiplantae, Streptophyta, Magnoliopsida, Asterales, Asteraceae. The record is from RefSeq and is a predicted model, not a curated record.